CAGCGUCGUACCGGGUCACUGUGUUCAAUGUAGUUAUUUAGUGACAAAGCAAAUAAAAUAGAAAAGGAGGCACAGGCGUGCAUUUUUAUAGUUUCUCUCUCUGGUUGUGCACAGCUAUCCCAUCAACAUUGAAUUUAAUUUCUGAAGUUAUCUGACUGUUGUUGGUUGAAGCUUCUCCACGGAGCUCAACAACAGCCACACCGAGGAGGAGGAGGUGGUGGAGGAGGGGAUGGAGAUAGACUGCCAGCCCGAGGACUCCAUUGUCUGUUCAUUUGACGAGGACUGUGUCGAGCUCGGUGACGUUAAGGACAUGAGAUUGGAGGCGGAAGCAGUGGUCAAUGACGUGCUUUUUGCCGUCGCUGAAAUGCACGUGUCGCAAAGUCUCAGCAGCGCAUCGGAUGUGGCCUACAUAAAUGUGGAAACGAGAGAGGGAAAUCAUUACUGUCUGGAGCUUACGGAAGCAGGACUGAGGGUGGUGGGCUACAGCUUCGAUCAAGUGGACGAGGAUUUGACCACCCAGUAUCAUGAGACUGUUUACUCACUUCUGGACACGCUGAGUCCGGGUUACAGAGAGGCCUUUGGGAAUGCUUUGCUGCAACGGCUGGAGAGGCUGAAGCAAAGUGGACGAUAAAAAAAGGACUAAAAUGCUGCAUAAAUUGAGUGAAAGAGAAAUGAGGGGUUGAUGAUGUGGGUGUAUUUGGAUAUGAGCCAAUAAUAACCAAGUCUGGUCAAAUAUUCCAACCUAUUAUGUUAUGUGACGUCCACCUGCCUAGCUACCACUACAAUAAGGAUUCCUCCUCUGCCCUAUCAACUUAACUUUGUUCUGAGUUUCAUAUCAUCGAAAUUACUUCAUGUCAGCUACGUUAGUUUUGACUGCGAGGGAUUGGCUGGUAUCAAAUCUGUUGCAACACUGUCGUUGUUGACUUUACUGUGGAAAGAUCAUCCAGCUUCCACAUGUUACAUAUUUGUAACUCUGCACCUUUUGUACUCAUGAGAAUGAUCUGAGAAAGAAGCAGCAAGUUAUGUUGAGCCAGUCCCAGUCCCCCCCCCCCCCAUAUACUGCAUAUAUAUACUGCCUUAACUGAGUUUUGGUUAAAAAAGUACAAUGAACUUGUUUUACUUUGUAUUAACAGAAGGUAUUUUGUGGGGCUCAUUCUAGAAAAGUUCUGAUAUCAAUCUAAGCUGUUUCUGUAUUCAAAAAUCUAAUUGUUUUUGGAUAGGACUCUCUCCAUAUUGCACAAUGCAUUGCAUCUCAAGCUUGCAUUUGGUGUUAAGGCAAAGAAGCUAUUCUCAUGGAGACGACUUCUUUUGAUGGGUUUUAUCUUCAACAUUUGGCUCACUAGUCAGAAUAAACGUUUAAAUUUAAUAAACUCUUCUAGAGCUACUUUAAUACUUUGUGUUGGAGUUUAAUAUGUGAGACCCGUUAAUGAGUUGUCAGUGUUAUGAAAUCAACUUUAAAGAAUUUCUUUGCAUUAAUGCUGUUAUUCCUUGCUGCUGGCCUUUGCUCAGAACAAUAAAAUCUUAUAACUCUAAGUCUUUUCUUUUAACCCCCACCCCCGAAUGAUUAACACUCAUUAAAUGCAUGACAGGUGAGGUUGAUCUUCCCUUUAGUCAGCAUGAUUACACACAUGACUGUCACAAUGUCAGAAGCCUCCUGAGAUCAACUGAGGUUUAAAUCCAGUCACCUGAUAUGCCAAAACAGGCCGAGCAGUCGCAAGACAAACUUUGAAGGCAGGAAUAGUUGUAGUUUCCUUACUACUGAUAAACCCGAGACUGCAUUAUUAGUGUGGUUUAAAGAAGACUUAAUGUGUAGCUGACAGGUGCAUAAAGACAGCUGAAAGUUACUGUAGUGGUACAUAGAUUUCUUUAUUAGAAUUUACUUUUCAUAGUCAUUAAUAAUGUCCAAUUCCGUAUGUGUAGUAUCACAAGGUCAGUAAGAAUUUUUUUUACAAAAGCUUUAGUAAAGAAAAAUGUACAUUUUCUUUUCUGACUACACAGCAGCCAGUUAGACAUUUGCACUGCACUGGAAUGUAGUUUACAAGCCAAGGUCGUUCAUGCAAAUAUUGGCCGCAUUGUUUCACAUCAACAACUCUUUAAAAAAAAAAGAAAAAAAAAAGUAACUAUUAUGCAAAUUACCAACCCUGUCUUUAAUUCAGCAGUAUUUGAAAUGAGUGUGUGCAGCAGAGACUUGCAAACUAGUGACAGACGUACAUGUUAAAAUCAAUUUGAUGAAUGAAUAAAAUGAUCUUAACGAGAAUCAUACAGUAUUCUAGGUUGUUUUACUCAUUUGAAUCCCUUUAAAAAAACAAAACAAAAA
Molecule: messenger RNA, 2317 nt
Organism: Scomber scombrus (Atlantic mackerel)
Lineage: Eukaryota; Metazoa; Chordata; Actinopteri; Scombriformes; Scombridae
Gene: gskip
Product: gsk3b interacting protein
Exons: 3
Coding region: 230-631 (133 amino acids)
Biological process (GO): regulation of canonical Wnt signaling pathway
Cellular component (GO): cytoplasm
Molecular function (GO): kinase regulator activity; protein kinase A binding
Source: RefSeq, a predicted model, not a curated record